AUGAAGACCUUCACCUUGCCUAUUGUCCUCGGCCUCGUGACGCUCGCAACUGCUCGCACCGACAUCAGCGGCUGCAUCUCGUCGCAGACGACCAACCAGUGGCAUGAAGCCAGCAUGAUCUGGUAUGUCCCCGACACUGGCGAGAUCUGCGACUUCGUCGACUGUGGCGGUGGCCGGGCUCCCCCCAAGACUGACCAGCCUGGCUGCCCUCUCUACACGGGCACUGCGACGUUAACCUCGAGCUAUUUGCCUGGAUAUGGCCCGAGCGGCAAGAUGACCGCGGCCACCACGACCGUGUCGGAAACCUCGUCCGCGACCAAGUCGCAUUCCUCCGAUAGCACUUCUGUGACUCAAGACGGCAGCAGUAUGGUGACUACCGCUCCGACCACUUCCCCGGUAGUUUCAAUGACCACUACGACUUCGCCCGUCUCGAACUCCGGGAACUCCACUUCCGCGGCCGCUUCUAGCACUCAGACCGGCGGUGCUGCUCAAACUGCGACCUACAAUGUUGCGGGAGUUAUGGCUGUUGUUGCAGCGGCGCUUGGUGCAAUUGCCCUGUAA
Molecule: messenger RNA, 561 nt
Organism: Penicillium macrosclerotiorum
Lineage: Eukaryota; Fungi; Ascomycota; Eurotiomycetes; Eurotiales; Aspergillaceae
Product: putative cell surface protein
Exons: 1
Coding region: 1-561 (186 amino acids)
Source: RefSeq, a predicted model, not a curated record